Molecule: messenger RNA, 873 nt
Organism: Centruroides sculpturatus (bark scorpion)
Lineage: Eukaryota; Metazoa; Arthropoda; Arachnida; Scorpiones; Buthidae
Exons: 8
Coding region: 363-752 (129 amino acids)
Source: RefSeq, a predicted model, not a curated record
UUACAGGAUUUAUUUUACUUGGUGAUCUAAAUAAUGAUAUAGGAAAUCACACACUGAAAAGACACACUAUAAUAGAAUUGAAUGAAUUUUAUCAAAAAGAAAGUCACACAAGAUUAAAGUAUAUAAUAUUUAUAAAACAGUUAAGAAAAAUUGAAGAUACUGAAGCUUUCUCAAAAAACUUAAGUAAGCUUGUCCUUGUAGAUGAUUUUGCAAAAAGUCCUCUGACAAUUUCAAUAAAAAAUUUGUGCGCUAAAAUAACAAAAGGUGCAGAUGUUUUUGAUUUCACAAUAAAAGUUAGAGUUGAAUACAAAUCCCCUAAAACACCAUGGAAGAAAAAUGAACGGGAAGGAAUAUAUAUAAAAAUGAAAUUUCAAGAUGAAAAUGGAGAUGUAAUUAAUGGAAUAACUUUUGAUGAAAACUUAUAUGAUAAAAUUCAAAUUGAAAAAGUAUAUUAUUUAAGUCACUUUAAAUUAGGACGAAAGUAUCUUAAUGAUGCACAUUGUAUUAUACUUGACUAUAAGACGGUUAUAAAUCCAGUUUUUGAUUCAGCUAUUGAUUUAGAUGAAUCAAUAGGAAUGAAGGACCAAAAGACUUCUAUUCAACCCAGUUGUUCUUCAAUUAAGUCUGAAAAUGCACAAAACUACACUGUAAAACAAAGUUUAGUUAUAGCAAUUUUUGCUAUAAUAAUUACUUUAUUUUUUUGGGCAACUGGAAGGCAGUUACAUUUAUAUCUUCCUGGAAAAAUUAAAUGAAGAACCAUAAAUUUAUAUUUACUUUACUGAAUUUGAGAAAAAUUUAUUUUGUCAGAAUAUUCUAAAAACUGUAAUGGAUUUUUCUGGUAUUAUAUUAAGCAAAGUUAUUUUGUUGUUGUUU